UCUCUGUGUACACAGGUGCGCUCUCUAGAGACAGCCAAUAGCAAGUUGGAAUUGCAGAUCAAAGAGUUCUACGAGAUGAGCUCACCGACUCACAAGAAGGACCUCAGUGGGUUUUAUGCCACCGUCACAGACAUCCGCAACAAGAUCCAUGCCAGGUCUGUGGAGAACUCUCAGUUGAUCCUGCGGGUGGAUAAUGCCAGAUAUGUAGCUGAUGACUUCAAGAUGAAGUUCGAGACGGAAGUUAACAUGAGGAUGAAGAUGGAAGUUGAUGUGGCUCGUCUGAGAGGAGUCCUGGACAGCUUUACGCUCGCCAGAGGAGACCUGGAGAUGCAGAUUGAGGGGCUGAAGGAGAAGCUGGUCUACCUCAGGAAGAACCAUGAGGAGGAGAUGCAGUUGAUGCGGACGCAGCAGUGUGGUGCUGUGAAUGUGAAGAUGGACUGUGCUUCCUCAGUGGACAUGAGCAAGGUGCUGGAGGAGAUGAGGACCCAGUAUGAGGGCGUGGUGACAAAGAACCAGAGAGAUGCUGCCAAGUGGUUCGAGAGCAAGGUGGAUGUGCUUCAGAGCCAGAUCCCCACCAGCACCAUAGAGGUGAAGACGUCUCAGGUGACUGACCUGAAGAGGACCUUCCAUAGCCUACUCACUCAGAAGGGGUACUUGGAGGAGAGCGCCGCUAAUAUAAACGGCCGCCACGGCUCCCAGCUGAGCCUGCUGCAGGUUCAUAUCAACAGCAUGGAGGAGGAGCUGCAGCAGCUCAACGUCAGCAUCCAGCAGCAGGCCUCUGAGUACCAGAUCCUCCUGGACAUCAAGAUGAGGCUGGAGAUGGAGAUCGCUGAGUACAGGAGGCUGCUGGAUGGAGAGGGACUCAGUAAGCAUGUGGAGACCAGACAGGAGGUCAGGAAAGUGAUCAUGGACGAGAAGGACCAGGAAGUACAAGUCCAGAAAGUGGUGGAAGGUGAGCACGCAAGAGAAUAAUUAAUAAAACGAAUGAAUCA
Messenger RNA from Salmo salar (Atlantic salmon), 992 nucleotides. RefSeq names its product keratin, type I cytoskeletal 13-like. Gene Ontology annotation, cellular component: cytoskeleton. The record is from RefSeq and is a predicted model, not a curated record. Gene Ontology annotation, molecular function: structural molecule activity. NCBI's taxonomy places the organism in Eukaryota, Metazoa, Chordata, Actinopteri, Salmoniformes, Salmonidae.